Molecule: messenger RNA, 1505 nt
Organism: Paramisgurnus dabryanus
Lineage: Eukaryota; Metazoa; Chordata; Actinopteri; Cypriniformes; Cobitidae
Source: RefSeq, a predicted model, not a curated record
UACCCGGAUGGAUCAGUUUAUGGAUAGAUGACGUAAACCAAUAUGGCCGCGCAGUAGCGUUCACCUGACUACGCGCAGCUACUGAUCACAGAAAUGCAAAAAGACUCCUAUUUAUUUUCGUCCGAGCUUAUUUUCGACACGAUUUGUAUACAGAUUUGAUUUCUGCGUCCAUUUAUAUGCUGCUGUUGUUGCUUUUACAUCGGAGAAGUCAGAGGACUGUUUAAUAAACAUGUCUGCCAAAGUGGACACUCCAGAGAGAAGUGAGUCACGUGCAAAAGAAAGAAACCGAUCUCCGAGCAGAGGAAGAGAAAAACGGAAACGCGAUAGGAGCCGAAGCAGGUCAUCAUCAUCUUCCAGUUCAUCAUCAUCAUCAUCCAGUUCUUCCUCUUCAUCAUCCUCUUCGUCACAUUCUUCACGUAGUAAGUCCAGCUCCAGUAGCUCAGAUUCUUGUAAAAAACAAAGAAAAUCCUCAAAGAAAAGAAAAGAGAAGCAUGGAAAAAAGAAAGGAAAGAAAGAGAAGACACGCAAGCGUAAGAAAUUAAAGGGAAACAAAGGCCAGGAUGAUGACUGCGGACCUGUUCAAAUUUCAAGGUAUCUCAAGGAAAAGAAGAAAAGCGGCUCGUACAGUAUGAUAUCAGGAAAAAAGAUUAAAAUGAAAGUAAAAAAAUCGAAGAAGGACAAGCAGAUGGACAAAAACCGAGCUAAUCUCUUGGAAUUCUUGAACUCCACCUUCUGAUGCAGAACUGGACCUUUUAAUUUGCUCAGGAAGAGACCAUCUUGUUGUUUGUCCUGAUGUUAUACAAUGACAAUUCUUUAACAUAAAUCCUUUAUGUAAAUGGUUGACAUCCCCCGUUUUCCUACAGUUUGUAUAUGACUUAUUAUAUCCACAAUGAAGACUGUAGCUUUGAUGUAAUGUUAUGUUACGCUUAAAUUGUAAAAAAAGAUAUAUAGCAUAGGGAUUGUGAUUUUGUUUUAUUUUUUUAUUUAAACCUCAAGUAAAUCCUAGAAGGAAUUGUUCUGAGAGAUGAAGAAUUAGACGGAGUGAAUAAUGUUCUGCUGUGAUAACGGGAUAGUUGGGUAUUUAUUUACUCACUUUUGUUUUUAUUUGCUUUUAUCCCUGGAACACAAAUGAUAGUUUACACCCCUACAUGUUCAUACAGUGAAUAAUGACCAGAGGCUGACAUUCAGGUUCAUUGUAUUCAAAAACAAAGAGUGUCAAACUUUUAUUCUUUAGAAGAACGAAAAAAAAUGAUGACAUUUUUAGUCCCCUUUAUCAGAUAAAGUUGGUGCUAUUUUUGAAAGUUAAGUUGUACUUAACUUUUUCCAAAACAAUUAAAAUCUGAAACAACAGUGUAGUUAAAGUCUGUUGAAGUUUCCCCAAUAAUCUGCAUAUUUUCAUAUUCAAGCAGAAUUCUUUCACUGGUAAAUAGAUGAGAACAACACUUUAUGAUCUUCCUUCUUGACAAUACAGUGACAAUGUUGUAAAAUAAACUUUGCUUUGUGUC